AUCAGCAGCUGUCUUACAUUUUGCCACCGUUGUCUAUCCAGUCAGCAUUUGCUUUUUAUGAGAGCAGCACGUAGGACAGUUUUUGGAGAACGAGAGUGUGGCUGCGCGGCGCGCGGUGAGGGCUGACAGGGCUGUCCUCCAUGUUGUAAUAAGCAUUGACAUAUCAUACAGAAUUGUUAGACAUGCAUCCACAGAGAUGAGGUAAGGACGACUGGCACUCCAACAAAGGAAGAUGGAAAGCUCAACGCGAUCUAAAGCACAAGAUGCAGGCUCAACAGAGCGCACGAGCCAGAAACGAAAGAUGCCAAGUCCCUCUCACUCAUCAAAUGGUCAUGCCUCUGCUGACACCUCCCCGAGCCCAGUGAAAAAGAAGAAGAAACCAGGUGCUGUAAGCAGCAAAGACCAGUCAGAACUAAGACAUGGUCCCUUUUACUAUGUGAAGCAGCCAGCACUCACCACAGACCCUGUUGAUGUUGUACCACAGGACGGCAGGAAUGACUUCUACUGCUGGUUGUGCCACCGCGAGGGUCAGGUGCUCUGCUGUGAGCUCUGCCCCAGGGUGUACCACGCCAAGUGCCUCAAACUACCAGACGAGCCUGAGGGCGACUGGUUCUGUCCGGAGUGUGAGAAAAUUACAGUUGCUGAAUGUAUUGAGACUCAGAGCAAAGCCAUGAUGAUGCUGACUAUAGAGCAGCUGUCUUAUCUACUAAAGUUUGCUCUUCAGAAGAUGAAACAACCAGGUGAUCAUCCUCGCUUGUCAUCUCGCUCUCCCCAUGCAGCUUCCACGCAGAGAAAGACUUUUAAUUGGACUGAACUCUUCCAGAAACCUGUUUCCCUUGAUCAGCAUCCUGACUAUGCUGAAUACAUAUUUCACCCAAUGGAUCUUUGCACUCUUGAGAAGAACAUCAAAAAGAAAAUGUACGGCUGCACAGAGGCCUUCUUGGCAGAUGUAAAGUGGAUUUUGCAUAACUGCAUAAUAUACAAUGGAGGCAACCACAAACUAACAGCCACAGCUAAGGUUAUCGUCAAGAUCUGUGAACAUGAGAUGAACGAGAUUGAAGUCUGUCCUGAAUGUUAUUUGUCUGCUUGUCAAAAGAGAGACAACUGGUUCUGUGAACCAUGUGGUAAUCCUCACCCUCUGGUUUGGGCCAAGUUGAAAGGUUUUCCCUUUUGGCCAGCUAAAGCGCUGCGUGACAAAGAUGGACAGGUGGAUGCUCGCUUCUUCGGUCAGCAUGACAGGGCUUGGGUCCCUUUAAAUAAUUGUUACCUCAUGUCCAAAGAGAUUCCAUUCUCUGUGAAGAAGACCAAAAGCAUCUUCAACAGUGCCAUGCAAGAGAUGGAAGUCUAUGUGGAGAACAUGAGGAAGAAAUUUGGCGUCUUUAACUACGCCCCUUUCAGGACACCCUACACUCACAACAACAGCUUUCAAAUGCUGCAGGACCCCUCUGACCCCUCAUCCACCCCUUUCAAGGCUGACAAACAGGAAAAGAUCAAGUUAAGCUUUGACAUGACUGCAUCACCAAAGAUCACCCUGGCUAGGACUAUGUUGUCUGGGCCUGGGAUUGGAGGGGUCAUGGCAGGUCGUCGACUGCCUCUCAGCGACAUGCCUCGCUCCCCCAUGAGCACCACCUCUUCUGCAAAUACAGGUUCAGAUGGAGAGGAUACAACAGACAAGUCCCAUGCAAAGGCCACAAACAACCAGGGAUGUGUUGAAGAAGAGUCAGUGGACUACACAGGUCCUCCUCAACCAACUCAAGCUGACAACAUUUUGGAUGGCAACAAACCUUGCAACACCAAGCAAGAGAAGGCAGAGGUGACAGGGAGCAUUUUGAACCUUAAUCUAGAUCGGAGUAAAGCAGAAAUGGACCUAAAGGAACUCAGUGAAACGGUUCUGCAGAAGUUGGGAACCGCCCCUGUUCUCACUUCUCCAAAAAGGCAGAUUAAGAGCCGUUUCCAGAUGAACUUGGACAAAACCAUUGAAAGUUGUAAAGCACAGCUCGGUAUCAACGAGGUCUCUUCUGAGGUAUACAAAGGUGUGGAACACAGUGACUCUGAAGACUCUGAGGGUAAAUCUGACUCUAGUGACACCGAGUAUGCCAGUGAUGACGGACCCAAGGCUGACGAUACUCAGGAUACUGCGCCUACUGACGAAUCCCAAAACAUGAGUAGGGACCAAUCAUCUCUUACCCAAGAGAGUAAAGCCAAUGAGCCUCUGAUAUCUGAGCCUGCAGCCGUAGAUGUUUAUACAGUGCCAUCAGAGUUGCCGGUUCAAGAGACACUUCCAGAGAAAGAUCAUCCAGAUAAGACCAAAUCCCCCCCACCAUUUCCUGUGUCUAGGCAAAAGGGACAGAUGAAAGAAGAUGUAAAGCAACAUGUGCCUGCGGAAGAUUCCGACUCAGAGAGGGAGCUGGUUAUUGACCUUGGGGAGGAGCAGGGGAAAAAGGACAAGAAAAGACGAAAAAAAGACAUCUCUAAUGUUAAAGAGUCAUCUGCUGCUAAACCUGAUGGAAAAUCCCUGACCCCUUCAACAUUACCGUCUCAAAACAGCACAGCCCCUUCCACGCCCUCCAGUGUUGCCUCUCAGUCCCCAAUGGCUAUUCCCGUCACCAUGAUCUCUCUAACUGCGCCUUCUGCUGCAAAUGUUAGCCUUGCCACAGUCUCCAAUGCCCCCGCAACACCACCUUCUUCCUCUUCAUCGUCAGCCUCUACCACCCCGGCACUGAAGAAACAGCGCCCUCUGCUGCCUCGAGAGACAGUCCCAGUAGCGCAGAGUGCCACUGUGUGGACUCCCACCACCAAGCUUCAGGCCCCUUCACAGAAAUGGCACACUCGUCAGCAGCAGGGCCAGCAGCCAGCAGCGGCUGCACAAAUUCAUGCUUCGUCGCCCAGACGAGGCACGACGCAGGCGUCCGUCCAGGCAUCUGACAACGGCUCAACAUCAGUGUUUUCAUCCUCAUCACAACAAUCUUCCCCAAGCACACGUUAUCAGACCAGACAGUCAAUUAAAGCUGUCACGCUGGUGUCCAGCUGUGCUGCCACAGGAUCGUGUUUAGGCACAUCAUCUCCAUCCUCAUCCAUGGAAAUGGAGCAGUACAUACCUACAGCCUCAGCAGAUGUUGCCGCCGAUAUUGCCAAGUACACUAACAAAAUAAUGGAUGCAAUCAAAGGUACAAUGACUGAAAUCUACAGUGACCUCUCGAAGAGCACUUCAGGAAAUACUAUUGCCGAGAUGAAACGGCUUAGAAUUGAAAUUGAAAAGCUACAGUGGUUACAUCAGCAAGAGUUGUCAGAGAUGAAGCACAAUCUUGAGCUUACAAUGGCUGAGAUGAGGCAGAGUCUGGAGCAGGAACGAGAACGCCUGAUGGCGGAGGUGAAGAAAGAAACUGAGGUGGAGAAGCAGCAAGCAGUGGAUGAAACAAAGAAAAAACAGUGGUGUGCAAACUGCAGGAAAGAGGCAAUCUUUUAUUGCUGCUGGAACACAAGUUACUGUGAUUACCCAUGCCAGCAGGCCCACUGGCCAGAGCACAUGAAGUCCUGCACGCAGUCAGCCACAGCGCCACAGCAAGAACCCGAGGCAGACUCGGCGACAGACUUGACAAACAAAGGAGUAGGACAGGCUAACUGUGGACCAAACACUCUCCGAGAAACACCAGUCUCUGCACCAUCAGUGAAACACUGUGACACAGAGACAAGCAGUGACAAUGCUGCUGUCUGUUCAUCUUAACUGUGUGCAGUAUAAUUGAGAUUUGUUUUUUAUCCACUACACUGGUAUAUUGUAUGUAUCUGUUCUCAAUAUUCGUGUUAAAGUGGUUGUAUUCCAAAUGUUUUUUUUACUUAAUUUAUUUCUUGGUUUUACAAUGUAGGGCUCAAUAAUGGCUACUCCUGUAGCGUGCGCAAUGUUUCGAAUGUGUAUACAAGACUGACAGCAGUUGUUUCCAAAAAAAGAGUGGCCAGUUUAAAAAGAAAUGUGCACUACAUGCUGUAUCCAUGCACUCUUUGUGGUGAGUAAUUUUUGAGAGCAUGCAUCAAUUUUUUUUUUUUUUUGUCAGAAGUACAACUGUUAAAAUGGUGUGAAAUGACAGAUACUGUACAGUAAACAAUUUUAAUGGACUACUUCCCAUAAAAGGGUACUAUUGACAAACAUCUGUAUAGUCCAUGUUUCAUUGUUAAUUCUCCUUUCUUUGUUAUUCUUAUGUUGCUUGCUAUAUACUGUACUGCGGAGAGAAGAUAUUUUCAGGAAGCUGCUUAUGUGGUUGAUCUUUGAACAAGUAGACUGCAAUAAGUUAAUUGUUCAGAAAGACCCACUGAGUAUUUUGUCAUCACUAUCACACUCUGAACAGUACCUUUGGUCUUUGUGGUUUGGGUGUGAUUUGAAAAUUGUCUGAUAAAAAGUUGAGCCACU
Syngnathoides biaculeatus (alligator pipefish) is the source of this 4402-nucleotide messenger RNA. Its product is annotated as MYND-type zinc finger-containing chromatin reader ZMYND8-like. Gene Ontology annotation, biological process: regulation of DNA-templated transcription. NCBI's taxonomy places the organism in Eukaryota, Metazoa, Chordata, Actinopteri, Syngnathiformes, Syngnathidae. The record is from RefSeq and is a predicted model, not a curated record. Gene Ontology annotation, molecular function: protein binding. Bases 233 to 3724 code for a protein of 1163 amino acids. The transcript has 21 exons.